Molecule: messenger RNA, 2466 nt
Organism: Parastagonospora nodorum SN15
Lineage: Eukaryota; Fungi; Ascomycota; Dothideomycetes; Pleosporales; Phaeosphaeriaceae
Exons: 4
Coding region: 37-2292 (751 amino acids)
Biological process (GO): hydrogen peroxide catabolic process; cellular response to hydrogen peroxide
Cellular component (GO): cytosol
Molecular function (GO): heme binding; catalase activity
Source: RefSeq, a predicted model, not a curated record
CCACUCUUCACACGUACCUUUUCGACAACAGCAAUCAUGUCCAAAGGCGAGUGCCCCAUGAGAACCGCCAAUGUCGCAGGUGGCGGCACCAAGAUCAAAGACUGGUGGCCAAAUGAGCUUCCGGUCAGCGUUCUUCGCCAGCACGACCCACGCCAGAACCCUUUGACCUCCGACUUCAACUACGCCGAGGAAUUCAAGAAGCUUGACUACAAUGCAUUGAAGAAGGACCUCACUGCCUUGAUGACCGAUUCCCAGGACUGGUGGCCUGCGGACUUUGGCCACUAUGGUGGUCUCUUUGUCCGAAUGGCAUGGCAUUCUGCCGGAACCUACCGCGUCACUGACGGUCGUGGUGGAGGUGGUGAUGGCCAGCAGCGUUUCGCUCCUCUGAACGCGUGGCCUGACAACGUCUCCCUCGAUAAGGCUCGUCGUCUCCUCUGGCCCAUCAAGCAGAAGUACGGCAACAAGAUCUCAUGGGCGGAUCUUAUGCUCUUGACUGGCAACGUCGCCCUUGAGUCCAUGGGCUGCGAGACUUUCGGUUUCGCCGGUGGACGUCCAGACACAUUCCAGUCCGACGAGUCAAUUUACUGGGGAGGAGAAGACACAUGGCUGGGCAAUGAUGUCCGCUACUCCAACGGAAACAAGGGUGUCUCAGGCGAGGGUGUUGUCGACGGUGACCAGCACAAGAUGGACCACAAGGACAUCCAUUCGCGUGACCUCGAGCAGCCUGUUGCGGCCGCACACAUGGGACUCAUCUAUGUUAACCCCGAGGGUCCCGACGGUGUCCCCGACCCAAUUGCCGCUGCCCGAGACAUCCGUACAACCUUCCACCGUAUGGCCAUGAACGACGAGGAGACUGCUGCUCUUAUCAUCGGUGGCCACUCCUUCGGAAAGACUCACGGAGCCGCUCCCUCGGAGAACACCGGCCCUGACCCCAACAGCGAGGACCUGUCUACUCAGGGCUUCGGCUGGAUCAACAAGCACGGCAGUGGCAAGGGCCCUGACACCAUCACCAGUGGUCUCGAGGUCACAUGGACAGGCACACCAACCAAGUGGAGCAACAAGUACCUUGAGUAUCUCUACAAAUAUGAGUGGGAGCUGGAGAAGAGUCCUGCUGGUGCGAACCAGUGGGUUGCUAAGACUGAAGACCACAUCAUUCCGGACGCCUAUGAUGCGAACAAGAAGCACAAGCCCAGGAUGUUGACCACCGAUAUGUCAAUGCGCAUGGAUCCUGGCUUCGAGAAGAUCACCCGCCGUUGGCUCGACCACCCACAAGAACUCCACGAUGCCUUCAUUCGCGCGUGGUUCAAGCUUCUCCACCGUGACAUGGGUCCUCGAUCCAGAUGGGUCGGCCCUGAGAUUCCCAAGGAGGUCUUGCUCUGGGAAGACCCAGUCCCCGAGGUUGACCACGCCCUUGUCGAGGAGUCGGACAUCUCUGCCCUUAAGAAGCAGAUUCUCGAGGCCGGCAUCGAGCCAUCCAAGCUCAUCCGCACUGCAUGGGCUUCGGCAGCGUCCUACCGCGGCAGCGACAAGCGUGGUGGUGCCAACGGUGCCCGCAUCCGCCUGGCACCGCAAAAGGACUGGGAGGUCAACAACCCUAAGGAGCUCGCUGAGGUACUCAAGGCUCUCGAGGGCGUUCAGUCCAAGUUCAACGGCUCUGCGUCUGGCGGCAAGAAGAUCUCUCUUGCUGACCUGAUCGUCCUCGCCGGAACUGCCGCUGUCGAGAAGGCUGCCGGUGUCUCGGUUCCCUUCACACCCGGCCGCACCGACGCCACUGAGGAGCAGACCGACGCCAAGUCGUUUGAGCACCUUGAGCCUGCCACUGACCCCUUCCGCAACUACGGAAAGAGCUCAGACCGUGCCCGCACUGAGCAGCUUGACCUCGACAAGGCUUCUCUCCUCCGCCUCACUGCUCCCGAGCUUACCGUCCUUGUUGGCGGUAUGCGUGCGCUAAAUGCCAACUGGGACAGCUCAUCCCACGGUAUCUUCACCAAGCGCCCUGGCCAGCUCACCAACGACUUCUUCGUCAACCUGCUCGAUAUCAACACAGAGUGGAAGGCGGCCGACUCGUCCAAGCUGCCCGAGCUUUAUGAGGGCUUCGACCGCAAGUCUGGCCAGAAGAAGUGGACUGGUACACGCCACGACCUCGUUUACGGCUCGCACCCCGAGCUUCGGGCUAUCGCUGAGGUAUACGCCCAGCCCGACAACUCAGACAAGUUUGUCAAGGACUUUGUGAAGGCUUGGGAUAAGGUCAUGUCUAACGACCGCUUCGACCUUAAGGCCAAAUCGUCAUGAAUCCCCAUAUAGAGCUUCAAAGAUACCUAGGUAGUACAGUGUAGGGCCUGAUAGGCAAUGGAUGAAUUUACGUGUUCCAAAAAAUGCAGACGCUACAUAAGUGCACAUGGCCAUGAUAUAGCGCAUCCUUGAUUUGAGAUGGGGAUAAUCAGAUGAGCUCUGUUGCCUUUGAUG